This is a messenger RNA of Saitoella complicata NRRL Y-17804, 651 nucleotides long. RefSeq names its product DUF938-domain-containing protein. The transcript has 2 exons. Lineage: Eukaryota; Fungi; Ascomycota; Saitoellomycetes; Saitoellales; Saitoellaceae. Bases 1 to 651 code for a protein of 216 amino acids. The record is from RefSeq and is a predicted model, not a curated record.
AUGUCGAACAGCUACCCAAUACCAGACGACCGAUCAGCCUCCGCACCAGGCUCCGCAACCCGCAACAAAGUCCCUAUCGCAAAUGCUCUAUACCCCCUCCUCUCCUCCCUCCCCCCCGCUUCAAAAAUCCUCGAGAUAGCAAGUGGAACGGGAGAGCACAUCGAAUACCUCGCAUCUCUCUACCCUACUCUACAAUUCUUCCCCACGGAAGCACGGAUCGACAUGCUUGAUUCCCUACGCCGCAUCAGUGAGCGACAGCCAAAUGUGCAGAGGCCCCACGAACUACAUGUCUUUGACUCGACACACUGGGCCAAUAUCGAGGAAGAAGGUCCCUUCGACGUGGUUCUAGCAUUCAACCUCAUUCACAUCGGACACCCCACACUAACUCCACUCCUCCUCUCGCACUCCGCCCGUCUCGCACCAGGUCUAGUUCUCUACGGCGCAUUCAAGAUUGAUGGAAGGUUUAUGAGCGAGGGCGACAAAAAGUUCGAUGAGAGCUUAAAGUCGCGGGAUCCUGAGUGGGGAUUGAGGGAGAUGAGGGAGAUUGAGGGGGAGGCUCGCAGGGUUGGGUUUGGGGCGUGGGAGGUUGCGGAGAUGCCGGCGGGGAAUUGGGUUGUUGUGGUGACGAAGGGGAGGGGUGGAGGAGAUUAG